Messenger RNA from Brienomyrus brachyistius, 3120 nucleotides. It is a transcript of the gene pcca, whose product is annotated as propionyl-CoA carboxylase subunit alpha. Gene Ontology annotation, cellular component: mitochondrion. The transcript is spliced from 25 exons. Gene Ontology annotation, molecular function: propionyl-CoA carboxylase activity; metal ion binding; ATP binding. The record is from RefSeq and is a predicted model, not a curated record. The coding region runs from base 250 to 2349 and encodes 699 amino acids. NCBI's taxonomy places the organism in Eukaryota, Metazoa, Chordata, Actinopteri, Osteoglossiformes, Mormyridae.
UGAGACAGACAGAAUUCCUAAGGUUUUUUUUAUAUCUUUCCUCUCUCCAAAAAAACAGUUAGCUGAACCGCUUGGACACAGAAAAGAAAGUUUGGUCAACAAUGGAAGACAACCUCACGAAACAUUUAUUCAUCAGACAUUCUUUGCAGCCAGGUCAAUGACGCACGAAAGGCUGGUCUGUGAUUGGCUGAUUCAGAUCACACCCCCGAGUUGAAAGGUCAUCUCCUUCCUGCGCGCAGCCUAGCAGCCAUGGCGUCGUUCACAGUCAGUCGAGCUCUGCAAAGAGUUUUAUUUGGGUUGCAGCGUGUCUCCUUCAAGUCAAGGUGUCAUGUCAACACUACAGUUUCACAGUACUCCACGGUUUAUGACUCCAGUGAAAAGACUUUUGACAAGAUUCUUAUUGCAAACAGGGGUGAAAUUGCUUGCAGGGUAAUGAAAACCUGCAAAAAGAUGGGCAUCAAAACUGUUGCGGUACAUAGCGAUGUGGACUCCAGUGCAGUACACGUGAAGAUGGCAGACGAAGCCAUCUGCGUGGGCCCAGCUCCCUCCAACAAAAGCUACCUCAACAUGGACGCUAUCAUGAAAGCCAUCAGGCAGACGAGAGCCCAAGCUGUGCAUCCGGGCUAUGGGUUCCUGUCAGAAAACAAAGAGUUUGCUCGUCGACUGGCAGCAGAAGGUGUCACCUUCAUUGGACCAGACACACACGCUAUUCAAGCCAUGGGAGACAAGAUUGAGAGCAAAUUAAUUGCCAAGAAAGCCAAGGUCAACACUAUUCCCGGCUUUGAUGGGGUGGUGAAGGAUGCAGAAGAAGCGGUCAGGAUUGCGGGGGAAAUCGGCUACCCCGUCAUGAUCAAGGCGUCAGCAGGUGGUGGGGGAAAAGGCAUGAGGAUUGCCUGGAAUGAUGAAGAAACCAGGGAAGGAUUUCGCUUUUCAUCGCAAGAGGCUGCUUCAAGUUUCGGUGAUGACCGACUCCUUAUUGAGAAGUUCAUCGAUAACCCACGACACAUAGAAAUACAGGUUCUAGCUGACAAGCACGGCAAUGCCCUGUGGCUAAAUGAGAGGGAAUGCUCCAUUCAGAGGCGCAAUCAGAAGGUGGUGGAAGAGGCUCCAAGCACGUUCCUGGACCCCGAGACGAGGCGAGCGAUGGGUGAACAAGCCGUGUCACUGGCCAAGGCCGUGCAGUACUCCUCUGCUGGUACCGUGGAGUUUCUGGUGGACUCCAGAAAAAACUUCUACUUCCUGGAGAUGAACACUCGCCUGCAGGUUGAACACCCCAUCACUGAAUGCAUUACCGGCCUGGAUUUAGUCCAAGAAAUGAUUCGCGUUGCCAGUGGUUACACACUCCGACACAAGCAAGCAGAUAUUCCCAUCAAUGGUUGGGCCGUUGAGAGCAGAGUUUACGCUGAGGACCCUUACAAAUCCUUUGGCCUGCCGUCCAUUGGCCGCCUCUCCCAAUACCAGGAGCCCGUCAAUCUCCCCCAAGUCCGUGUUGACAGUGGGAUUCAGGAAGGAAGUGACAUCAGCAUUUAUUAUGACCCAAUGAUCUCCAAGUUGGUUACAUUUGGCUCCACCCGCGCUGAAGCACUACAGAGAAUGGUGGAGGCUCUUGACAGUUAUGUCAUACGAGGAGUGACGCACAAUAUUCCGCUGCUGCGAGAGGUGAUCACACACCCCCGCUUCAUCUCUGGAGACAUCAGCACAAAGUUCCUCCAAGAGGUGUACCCAGAAGGCUUCAAAGGUCACCAGCUGUCAGAUUCUGAGAGGAGGGAGCUACUUGCCACCGCUGCUUCUGUCUUCGUAGCGGCACAGAUUCGCUCCCAGAGAUUCCUCGGGAACCUCAGAGUCUCCGGCUCCCAGCAGGAGCGGAGGAGGUGGGAACUGUCUGUGGAGUUGGAGAAGGGGGUCCACGCCGUCACUGUCUCCCACUCCGGAUCAACCUACACAGUGGAUCUUGAUGGAAUGAGGGUGGAUGUGUCCAGUGAGUGGAACCUGGCGUCUGCUUUGUUACCCGUCACCAUCAACGGCACCCAAAGGACCGUGCAGUGCCUCUCUCGUAAUGCAGCCGGGGAGAUAGAACUUCAGUAUUUCGGCACAUCGUAUAAGGUGCGGGUGCUGAGUAAGCUGGCAGCUGUCCUGAGCAAACACAUGCCCGAGAAGGUGCCAGAAGACACCAGCAGCAUUCUCCGCUCGCCCAUGCCUGGCUCCGUGGUGGCAGUGUCCGUCAGGCCCGGCGAUACGUCUCUUUCAGGGUGUUUUGCAGCCAGCACUGCCCCUAUAGACCACAGCUCAGCUCACUGCUCACCCCCUUGUGAGAAGAGCACAGCUGUUACUGUAAACCCUGUCCAGUGACGGAGAUCACACUCCUGUGCCUCUCUAAAGGAUGAAAUGAACAAGUCGGGCACUGUGCAGUCAGCCUUUGCAUCUGCAAUUUCAGACCUCUUUAAAUCAUUCUUCAUGCUCACCAGAAAUGAAUAAUGCACACAUUAACUGGUGCCGCUUAAUAAAUUUCCGUCUCAGUGCACCAUAUUUUCAAUAAGAUGCAGCUAUUUCGAUUUUGUUUUGCAAAACAGCUGCUGAAAAUCCCUGGUAAAAUGCUCCCCUUUUCACUCCUUUAUUAUUGCUUUUUAAAUAAAAGGUUUAGCAUUUUCUCUUAUUUCGCUGAAUGCUUUUUGCAGUUGGGCAAGUUCUUCAGUGAGCUAUUUAUCUGUAUAAUAUGCGUUUGUGUUAGUGAAACAACAAAAAUGAUUAGUGUCAAUAUAAUUGGUAAUUGUGACUCUAUAGGAAACCUUUGAAAAUAUAAUCAACAACUAUCCCCAUGUCAAGAUUUUUUCUAUUUUGUUUUUCAAAAAUCUUGAUGCUGAUAAUUUCCCAAAUCUUGCAUAAUCUGCCUUAAUUGCUUAAUGCCUUUAUAGAAAUUCUGUGGACCAAGAUAAGCAGCUGGUUUCCUAUUGCUUUCAUUUCCCAUCAUGUGCAGUGAAUCAUGUGCAGUGAAUCAUGGGCAGUGCAUCAUGGGCAGUGAAUCAUGGACAGUGGUCGUUUGGAAAUGGUUCUAGAAUGUUCGGCAGCCAUGAGCUCUUCAAAAUAUGUGCAUGGAAGUAAAUAAAGCUAUCCCUAAUUACA